AUGCCAAUCACCCAGGCACCUGAGAAGAGGCAAAGGAUAGAGGAAGGGUUUACACCUCUCCGAACUACCUUGGCUCGGCUUUUCCAAAAGAAUAAGAUAAAGUUCACAACCCCGCAGCCAAUGAAGCAACCCUUGGAACAGAGGGACAAAAACAAGUAUUGCGCUUAUCAUCGAGAUUAUGGGCAUUCAACCAAUGAUUGCAGAUCCCUUAGGCGACAAGUGGAGAACAUGAUAGCUAGAGGUGAGUUGGCAGAUCAUCUCACAACAAAGGAGUAUGUGAAGCCCCGCGAGGUCUACCCUCGCAAGGUAGAUGGUAAUCAAGUAAAAGUUAUUCAUGCAAUACAUGGUAGAUCUGAAGAUGAUCAAGAGUCUGAGGAGGUAUACAGAUCCAGAUUGAGGGCAGCCCAUAAGCUUAGAAAGUUAUCCUCGGUCAAUGCUAUCGCUUCGGGCAGCAUCAGUAUUGGAUUUGGCGAUAGCGACCUAUCCAAAGUUCAACUUCCCCACGAGGAUCCAUUAGUCAUCAGUCUCUUAGUGUCGAAUUACAUGAUUAAGAGGGUUUUGAUAGACCUAGGGAGUAAUGCCAACAUCAUCACAAAGGCGGUCUUUGAAUAG
Cornus florida is the source of this 612-nucleotide messenger RNA. RefSeq lists its product as uncharacterized. The transcript has a single exon. Lineage: Eukaryota; Viridiplantae; Streptophyta; Magnoliopsida; Cornales; Cornaceae. The coding region runs from base 1 to 612 and encodes 203 amino acids. The record is from RefSeq and is a predicted model, not a curated record.